GUUUCGAUAGGUUAUGUUGUCGUUUUUUAUGUUACGAUGGAAAUUUCCGUUCGAGUUGCCGCAUCUACGAUCUAAAUUUGUCCUUUGUGUAUCUGCUGUUUACUCAAGUUGGUGGGAAUAGAUGCGGUUAAAAUGCCAGGUCCAAAAAACACCACGAAUCUACUGAAGCAACUGCGAGGAUUAAUGCAAAAUGUUUCGUACGUGAACGAAUCUAUCCAAGCAUACAUCGUACCAUCAUCGGACGCUCAUGGCAGCGAGUAUUUGGCCGAAUGCGACGAACACAGGGCUUUCAUCAGCGGCUUCACCGGAUCCGCCGGCACUGCCAUCAUUACCGAGAAGGAAGCUCUAUUAUGGACGGACGGGAGAUAUUAUUUGCAGGCGUCCGAACAGCUGGACGAGAAUUGGACUCUGAUGAAGGAGGGAUUACCCACGACGCCCACUCAAGGGACGUGGUUGUCGAAGAACCUGCCGUCCGGAUCUCGCGUGGCAGUGGAUCCGAAAGUCUACGCUCACAGCACGUUCAUCAAUCUGCAAAAACAGUUGGAAACCAUGGGUCAGAAACUGACUCCCGUCAAUCAAAACUUGAUCGAUUUAAUUUGGACCGAUCGUCCGUGCAGACCUGCCAACCCCGUCAAACCUCUCCCUUUGAAAUACACCGGCAAAUCGGUUGGGGAUAAGUUUGCGGCGGUGCUGAAGGAGAUGAAAGAGAAGAACGCCAAAUUCCUGGUGUUGAGCAAGUUGGACGAGAUUGCGUGGUUUUUGAACCUGAGAGGAGCCGACAUCACGUACAAUCCCGUCUUCUUUUCCUACGUCAUUGUCACCGACACGUCCUACAUCCUGUUUAUCAAUCCCAAUCAGUACAACGAUUCGGUGGAGAAGCACCUGGUUGCCGAAAGCGGCGACAUCGCUUUCCAAGUGGAGAAUUACGACAAGAUCGAAUCGUUCUUGGCACAAGCGGUGAAAAACCUCAGCAACGGUUUCGUGUGGUUAUCGGACGGCGCUCCCUACAGUCUCACCAGUCUGGUGCCCAGCAAGAAUCUGCUCACCGAAAUCACUCCCAUUCAACUGAUGAAAGCCGUCAAAAACAAGGCGGAAAGCGACGGUAUGCGUAACGCACACAUCAAAGAUGCCGCUGCGCUGUGUUGCUAUUUCGCGUGGCUCGAAGAACAAAUAACCAACGGACAGUCGGUCACCGAGAUUUCCGGUGCCCAACGUCUGGAACAGUUCCGGAGUCAGCAGCAGGACUUUGUGGGGCCGAGUUUCGAGACGAUCAGUUCGUCGGGUGCUCACGGUGCCAUCAUUCAUUACGCUCCCAAACCGGAAACGGACGUCGCGAUAAACGCCAGUUCCGUUUAUCUGUGCGAUUCGGGCGGUCAAUAUUUGGACGGCACCACCGACGUCACCAGAACGAUGCAUUUGGGAACGCCUACCGACUUUGAAAAGGAAGCGUACACGCGCGUCCUCAAAGGUCAGCUUAAAUUGGGCGCCGCCGUUUUCCCAACUAAAAUCAAAGGGAACCAUCUGGACAGUCUGGCCCGCGAAUUCCUGUGGGAGGUCGGUUUGGAUUAUGGGCACGGAACGGGACACGGAAUAGGGGCGUACCUGAACGUGCACGAAGGUCCGAUGGGCAUUUCGUGGCGUCACAUUCAAGACGAUCCCGGUUUGGAAUGCGGCAUGUUCCUGUCCAACGAACCGGGCUUUUACCAGGACGGACAGUUUGGAGUGCGCAUCGAAGACAUUGUGGAAAUCGUGCCCGCAAAAACGACGCACAAUUUCAACGACCGCGGCUAUUUGACGUUCGACACGAUCACGCUGGUGCCGAAACAGACCAAGAUGAUCAAGACGGAGAUGCUGACGGACAAGGAGAUCAAACAGCUGAAUGACUACCAUCAGAAGUGCAGAGACGUUGUCGGACCCUUGUUGGAGCAACAGGGACAAGUGAGCGCCAAAAAGUGGCUCUGGAAAGAGACCGAACCUAUUUCCAAAUGAACACAAACAACGCGGCCGUCUAUGGUCGUUCUAUAAAAAACAAUCUUGUACAUCAUUAUCAAUUUUAUAUUAGUUAGUUAUUCAUUAAUUACAAGAGAAAUAUAUGAUCAUUGAAUUUG
Messenger RNA from Aethina tumida (small hive beetle), 2108 nucleotides. Its product is annotated as xaa-Pro aminopeptidase ApepP. Gene Ontology annotation, molecular function: metalloaminopeptidase activity. NCBI's taxonomy places the organism in Eukaryota, Metazoa, Arthropoda, Insecta, Coleoptera, Nitidulidae. The record is from RefSeq and is a predicted model, not a curated record. Bases 133 to 1989 code for a protein of 618 amino acids. The transcript is spliced from 3 exons.